This is a messenger RNA of Cebus imitator (Panamanian white-faced capuchin), 925 nucleotides long. RefSeq names its product dicarbonyl and L-xylulose reductase (gene DCXR). The record is from RefSeq and is a predicted model, not a curated record. Gene Ontology annotation, molecular function: carbonyl reductase (NADPH) activity; L-xylulose reductase (NADPH) activity. Gene Ontology annotation, biological process: xylulose metabolic process; glucose metabolic process. Bases 60 to 695 code for a protein of 211 amino acids. Lineage: Eukaryota; Metazoa; Chordata; Mammalia; Primates; Cebidae. The transcript is spliced from 8 exons.
UCCGCGGCCCGAGUUUCAAGUCCCGCGACCCCAGCACGGAGGGCGGAGACGGCGCGGACAUGGAGCUGGGGCUCGCGGGUCGCCGCGCGCUGGUCACCGGGGCGGGCAAAGGCAUCGGGCGUGGCACGGUCCAGGCGCUGCACGCGGCGGGCGCGCGGGUGGUGGCUGUGAGCAGGACCCAGGCCGACCUGGACAGCCUUGUCCGCGAGUGCCCUGGGAUAGAUCCUGUCUGUGUGGACCUGAGCGACUGGGAGGCCACCGAGCAGGCCCUGAGCAACGUGGGCCCCGUGGACCUGCUGGUGAACAACGCAGCUGUGGCCCUGCUGCAGCCCUUCCUGGAGGUCACCAAGGAGGCCUUUGACAGAUCCUUUGAGGUGAACCUGCGAGCAGUCCUCCAGGUGUCGCAGAUCGUGGCCAGGGGCUUAAUAGCCCGGGGAGCCCCGGGGGCCAUCGUGAAUAUCUCCAGCCAGGCCUCCCAGAGGGCAAUAACUAACCACAGCGUCUACUGCUCCACCAAGGGUGCCCUGGACAUGCUGACCAAGGUGAUGGCCCUAGAGCUCGGGCCCCACAAGAUCCGAGUGAAUGCAGUAAACCCCACAGUGGUGAUGACGCCCAUGGGGCGGGCCAACUGGCUCGACCCCCAAAAGGCCAAGACUAUGCUUGACCGAAUCCCACUUGGCAAGUUUGCUGUCUAGACACUUAACUAUAAAUCAAGCUCCAAUGUAACGAGUUUGCCAAUUCCCAUGGUGUAAAUACUCCCACCACAGCUGAUUUCAAGCUAUUGAACGUGGAGGUGGAAGAGAUACCCUCAGCACCCUGUUACGUGGUGUCUGUGUCCAUUGGUACCACAGAUAUACAUAACCCGGGGCAGAGAAAAUAGUAAUGCGUGCAGAAAUAACUAGGAAGUGAUGUUGGUUGAUUUUGC